Molecule: messenger RNA, 981 nt
Organism: Oncorhynchus nerka (sockeye salmon)
Lineage: Eukaryota; Metazoa; Chordata; Actinopteri; Salmoniformes; Salmonidae
Product: attractin-like
Exons: 7
Coding region: 1-981 (326 amino acids)
Cellular component (GO): Golgi apparatus
Molecular function (GO): protein binding
Source: RefSeq, a predicted model, not a curated record
AUGACCAUAGACAUCCACUCCUCGUCCCCUGAGCGCUAUGGCAGCGAGACUGUUCGGAGUAGUGUCGCAGUCCGAUUCGCCCUCCUCCACUUCUUCAGCGACGCUGCCUAUAACCUGACCGGCUUCAACAUCUCAUAUAGUGUGAACACGUGCCCUAACAACUGUUCUGGCCGAGGGGAGUGUCGCGUUGGGAACUCAACAGGUGCCAUUUAUUGUGACUGUGAAUCCAACUGGAAGGGCGAGGCCUGUGAUAUCCCUUACUGCCUGUCAGACUGUGGUUGGCCUGACAGGGGACACUGCCUUCAGGACACAAAGACAUGUCGAUGCCAGCCUGGGUGGCAAGGUCCAGACUGCUCUGUGUCCGUCCCGGCCAACUCUUCCGUCUGGCAGCGGGAGGAGUACCCCGAGCCGGGGCUGGCCAGAGCUUCCCACAAGGCCGUAGUGGAUCAGGGGAUCAUGUGGGUCAUCGGGGGUUAUGUUUUCAACUCCUCAGACUACCAGAUGGUCAAAGCGUAUAACCUCAGCUCCCAUCGCUGGCUGUCUCUCAACCGCUCUGUCAACUCCGUCAUGGGACGAUACGGACACUCUCUGGCACUACAUGAGGGAAAGAUCUACAUGUACGGAGGGAAGAUAGACUCUACUGGCAACGUGACCAGCCAGCUGUGGGUGUUCCACAUCCAGAACCAGACCUGGGUGUCCCUCUCUGCCCGAGCCCAGGAACAGUGGGCCGUGGUGGGACACUCUGCCCACGUAGUGCCCCCCCUGUUGGAGGGGGGUAGUCCAGUCAUGUUGGUGCUGUUCGGACACUGUCCUCUAUACGGGUACAUCAGCCAGGUGCAGGAGUACAACUUUGCUAGGAACACGUGGCGUGCCGUGGUGACCGAUGGAGCCCUGGUGCAGGGAGGUUACGCCACAGCAGUGUGUUUGACCCUCCUCCCGGGCCAUCUACAUCCACGGAGGGUACAAGGCCUUCAGCGCUAA